Messenger RNA from Nannizzia gypsea CBS 118893, 1419 nucleotides. RefSeq lists its product as hypothetical. NCBI's taxonomy places the organism in Eukaryota, Fungi, Ascomycota, Eurotiomycetes, Onygenales, Arthrodermataceae. Gene Ontology annotation, biological process: positive regulation of cytoplasmic translation. Gene Ontology annotation, molecular function: single-stranded RNA binding; mRNA binding; zinc ion binding. Gene Ontology annotation, cellular component: cytoplasm. The coding region runs from base 1 to 1419 and encodes 472 amino acids. The record is from RefSeq and is a predicted model, not a curated record. The transcript has 13 exons.
AUGGCUGACUGGAAAGGAGAGGCUGACAAUGCCGCCUGGAACGAUGGGGGCAAUGAUACGUGGAACGAGGGGGGAGAUGGCUUUGGUGGCGGUGACCCCAACGACAUGGCUGUUGUAACUGCCGAUGACAACGCGAAUGGUGAUACCUGCCGCAACUGUGGACAGGCCGGCCAUUUCGCUCGCGAAUGCCCGGAACCGAGAAAGCUCUCUGGAGCUUGUUUCAACUGUGGCCAGGAAGGCCACAACAAGAGCGACUGCCCAAACCCUCGUAUCUUCACUGGCACCUGUCGCAUCUGCGAAAAGGAAGGACACCCAGCUGCCCAAUGUCCAGACCGUCCCCCAGAUAUCUGCAAGAACUGCAAGGCUGAAGGCCACAAAACCAUGGAAUGCACUGAAAACCGCAAGUUAGAGCAGCACAAUGUCCCUGACAAGCUCCCAGAAGAGGCCUUGGAGAUCUUGAAGAAGGCUAGCAAGGAGCGAGACCUCGAAGAUUUCCGUGAUGGUUUGAAAAUCUACAACAAGGCAGCUCCCCUUGCCACCUAUGUUGACAUUGAGAAGCUUUUGCGUCAGGAGAAGCUCAACAUCUACUUGAUCGCGCUUGAACGCGAAAUUGGUGAUUGCCACACUGUUGUCAAUCUCCAGGGAAAGCUCAACUGCAAGUUUGUUGUCGGUAUCUACUUCAGUGACAAGCCCCAGCGUAUCAACCUCAAGGAACGCUGGCCUGCCACUCCAGAGGAGAACCUCGAACGCCUUGCUGAGGCUGGUUUCCCUCUCGAUCGUCAGAUUCCCAAAUGCUCCAACUGUGGACAGAUGGGCCAUAUCAUGAAGAGCUGCAAGGAGGAGCAUUCUGUUGUCGAGCGUGUGGAGGUCAAGUGUGUCAACUGCAAGCAGCCUGGUCACCGUGCUCGUGACUGUAAGGAAGCCCGCGUUGAUAGGUUUGCUUGUCGUAACUGCGGAAAAGGAGGUCAUCGUUCCAAUGAGUGCACUGAGCCUCGCUCUGCCGAAGGAGUUGAAUGCAAGCGCUGCAACGAAGUCGGCCAUUUCGCCAAAGACUGCCCUCAGGGAGGCGGUUCUCGUGCUUGCCGUAACUGCGGAAGCGAAGAUCAUAUGGUCAAAGAUUGCGAUCAGCCUCGCAACAUGGCGACUGUUACCUGCCACAACUGCGAAGAAAUGGGUCACUUUAGUCGCGACUGCACCAAAAAGAAGGACUGGAGUAAGGUUAAAUGCAGCUGCUGUGGAGAGAUGGGCCACACUAUUCGACGCUGCCCCCAGGCCCCUGCUGAUGAAAACGGCGGCGGCGGUGGAGGUUUCUAUAACAACAAUGAGACACCAGACUCAGCUGCUGUCCCCGGUGCUGGUGGUAACGUCAUGGAGCCUGAAGCCGCUUGGGGUGGAGACGCUGGUAAUUCUGCCUGGUAA